Molecule: messenger RNA, 1242 nt
Organism: Symbiodinium sp. CCMP2592
Lineage: Eukaryota; Dinophyceae; Suessiales; Symbiodiniaceae
Source: the annotation of a GenBank genome assembly
AUGCCAGCAAGGCUUAGCGCUCCUGCGGCGCAUGGCAGUCUGAGCAUGGCCUGCCACCCACAGACGGUCGCCCUGGCGCCAUUUCCAGCCUCGGCAUGCAAAGUUGUCUCCCAAGCGGUUGAGGCUGCCCAGCGGGUGUGCAGUCAGCCGCUGGCGAUGUCCAGCUGUCAGGUGCAGAUGCCUGUGCGCCAGUCCUCGGGGGCAUCCGUGAGCAAGGUGCAACUGCCGAUGCGCCAGUCCUCCAGCCCAGUGUCCGUGAGCAAGGCAGGCUAUCAGACGCCCGGAAGCGCCCGUGUCUCGACGAUGGCGUCUUUUGCCCCGGAGAGCCUGGCACAGGUGAAGCAGCAGGAGCUGGAUCAACUCCGGGAAGCUCUGCAGGCCUCCAGGGCCAACGAGGUCCGAUUGCAAGCGGAGCUGCAGGCAGCAAAGGAGCAGAUCCAGCACUUGGCAGCAGCACUGGAGCAGGAGAAGUGUGCCCGUGCAGAGGCUGCACUGGCCACUCACACAAAGAAAGCUGAGGCAUCCCCUCGGAGCCCGAGAACUCCAAAAAGUCCACAGCGCGUGGCACGAGCACCGUCAUCUCCGCGCCGGGCGGAGAGCAGAGGGAAGGAACCGGCGGAUGAUCACCGUGGUAGCCGAAGUGGUGGUGAUGCGGCGCCUUCCGCCAGGCCGCUGGGCGAACGGCCACGAGUGACGAGAAGAGGCUCCUCCCCUGCAGCAUUGCGGCGGCCAGCAAAGGAUGAGGUGGAUACCAAGUUGACGGAGUACCUGGCAUCAUCGCCACACUGCCAGCUCGAGUUCUGCAGGCUGAAUCAGGGCUGGUACCAGUUCCGGCACGUUGACACUGCCAUGGAGACAAAGUGCCUGGAGAUGUCCAUCGUGAACGGAAAGCUCAUGGUCAAGUUCGAGCCCACGAAUCACGAUCGCGGAUGGCCCGCGUCUCAGCACCGGAGGCUACACCUGUGCUCUCUUUCGAAGCAAGCUGGCCGCCAUGGCUCACCACUUCGCUACAGAAAGUCUCCACGAGUGCUCCAAUGGAGCUUUGCCAACAUCAUGGUGGCGCUGACCUUUGACGAUGGUGAGGAGUAUGGGCUGGUAGCUCAGUUUUGCCGGCCGUUUCCGCAGCCAAAGCCCGUCAGCAGAGAAAUAGUUCCUGAUACGUUGCAGACACACAACCUCUCUUUGCAUAGGAGACAGUGCUUGAAACAGAGCGAGAAACUCUGGCAAGAGGAUGUUGCCUAG